Messenger RNA from Hypomesus transpacificus, 2866 nucleotides. RefSeq names its product homer protein homolog 1-like. Gene Ontology annotation, cellular component: plasma membrane; dendrite; cytoplasm. Gene Ontology annotation, biological process: G protein-coupled glutamate receptor signaling pathway; regulation of store-operated calcium entry. NCBI's taxonomy places the organism in Eukaryota, Metazoa, Chordata, Actinopteri, Osmeriformes, Osmeridae. Gene Ontology annotation, molecular function: G protein-coupled glutamate receptor binding. The record is from RefSeq and is a predicted model, not a curated record.
AUGGCACUGAGAGUGGAGCAGCCGAUCUUCAGCACGCGGGCCCAUGUCUUCCAGAUCGACCCCACUACCAAGAAGAACUGGGUUCCCACCAGUAAACAUGCCGUCACAGUCUCCUACUUCUUUGACAGUACCCGGAGCGUCUACCGUAUUAUAAGCCUAGAUGGGUCCAAGGCCAUCAUCAACAGCACGAUCACUCCCAACAUGACGUUCACCAAGACAUCCCAGAAGUUUGGCCAGUGGGCCGACAGCCGUGCAAACACCGUGUACGGGCUGGGCUUCUCCUCCGAGGGUCACCUGGUCAAGUUUGCAGAGAAGUUCCCCGAGUUCAAAGAGGCAGCCCGGCAAGCCAAGGAGAAGUCUCAGGAGAAAACCGAGCUCACCAGCACUCCCUCGCAGGAGUCGGCGAGCGGCGACCUCCAGUCCCCAAUGACCCCGGAGAGCAUCAAUGGCACAGAUGACGAGAGGGUCACGCCAGACGCGCCGCAACUCCCGGAACCCCGAGCAGAAACCCCCCAGUCACUGCCCUUCUCACACAGCUCGUCCAGCAUCAACAAGCACUGGGAGGCGGAGCUGGCGGCGCUGAAGGGGAACAACGCCAAGUUGACGGCGGCGCUGCUCGAGUCCACGGCCAAUGUGAAGCAGUGGAAGCAGCAGCUGGGGGCCUAUCAGGAGGAGGCGGAGAGACUGCACAAGCGGGUCACAGAGCUAGAGUGUGUCAGCGGUCAGACCACAGUGAUUAAAUCUCAGAAGACCGAACUCAACCAGACGAUAGAGGAGUUGGAGUCUGAGUUAAAGGCCAAGGAGGAGGAGCUGGAGAGGCUGAAGGCAGAAGUGGAGAGUGCCAACGAGUUCCAGACCCAGAAAGACUCGCUAGCACAGAAACUGAAGGACACCGAGUCGAGGAACCAGGUCCUUGAGGCUCAGCUGGGUGAGAUGGAGCAGCGUCUGGAGGGCAGUCAGCUGGAGAGGGAGGCCUUCCGCAAGAGCCUGCGCUCCCUCCUGGAGCUGCUGGACGGCAAGAUCUUCGAGCUGACCGAGCUCCGAGACAGCCUGGCCAAGCUCAUCGAGAGCAGCUAAAGGCCGGGCGCUGCCCCCUGGUGGAGCGUCCCCGACACUGCACCCUCGCCAUCGAUCCCCAACGCAGCAGUGUGGAGUUGUGCCGUGAGGCAACCGCCCCCGAAAUAUUUAAAUUGACAUAAAUACCACUCACCUGCAUUCUGCAUGCGGGCACUUGACCGGGAGGAGAAAAACACUCAUAUUGCUGGUGAAUGAAUAGCUUUCAUGCUCCGAUUUUUCAUAUAACGACACUGGUACUCCUGUAUAGAUACUUUUUGGGGGGGGGGUUACGUCCGUUAACGCACACACGCUCACGUCUCUUCACGUUUACACCGCUGGCCUCUGCCUUCCUCUUGCUCCCCUCGCUCCACGCGGGGCGGGAGCUCUGACGACACGUCCGCUAGUUGGUCGCCCCCAGGUUCUACGCUUCAUUUCUGGCUCGCAUUCCUUUUGAGAAGACACCUCCCUAAUCCUAAAAGAAAUGCUCUUUUUUUUUAAGGGGGUCAACCUUCCAUCACAAAAGCCUGGACAGCAAGACAACAGCUCUGAUUUUGUGCUUUUCUUUGGUGCGUUGUUCAGUCACCCAGUGUUGGUGACGUGUAUUUAUAUUUGUUGUCCUCCAAUCAUUCAGGUUUCUUUUUUUUCUUCUGUAUUCUCAUUAUUAAUAUUGUUAUUAUUAUAGCUCAUUUUGACAGGGAUGUCAUUGUCAGCCAAAUGAACAGUCAGAUUAGAUGAGAAAAGACUGCUUUCUAAGAAGGUCACCAGGACAUCUGAACUCUCGAGGUCACGGUUCAUUAAGGAAAUGACCUUUGUGUGACCUUGUGAAACUCGGUGUCACCCUUUUCAUUUUGAGAUGAGAAACUGGUUUCCCCCACAGGCGUGUGGGGCUAGAUCGUGCGUCUUUUAUCCACGACAGUAAAUGAGCAAUACUAAGAGAGCCCGUUUAGAAGUCAAACUCUUGAUCAGUCUCACUUUCAGGUAUUUAACUCCUCUUCUCGGACGCGUGAGACUGACCACCAAUCGAGGUGCUGCAGUCGUGCUUUAGCAGCGAGUGACGGUCUUGUUUGUUUCUACACACGGUUUUGUAUGAAUACUAAUAUAACAACUUUAUAGUGCACUUGUGAAAAUGGAAUUGUAUGUUUGGGUGAAUCCGUAGAGACGAUUUUUGUUUUAUUUUCCCUGUUGUUAUUGUUGCGACGAAGUGCAAUGAUUGAACCUAUGUUUUUUUUGUUAAUUUAUUAUCCAAGCUAUGUAUUGAUUAUGAUGAUUAUGAUAUGAAACAAAGAUGUUUUCUUUUCUUUGAACCUCAUGAUUUGUAUUAUAAUUUUUUUAUGUCUGGUAUGUGGGCGUCACGGCUGGUGUUUUCUUAGGUGUGGAAACUGGCAAUAUUUUUGAACUAUUACACAAAGGAAAUGGAAAUCGAGACAAAAAAUAACUUUUUUCCUUUUGCCAAAUAUGUUUUCCUGUACAGAAUAUUAAUUUUGCUGAUGUUGCCUUUGGUACAAAGAUGCAUCAAUGGUAGCUAACUACGGUACUUUGUGGGGUUUACUAUUGCCAAAAAUCUGUGAUAAUGUAAGAAAAAUAUAUUAUAUGUAUAUCUGAAGAACACUAUUUAAGGGCUUGUUGUUGGUUCUGGUAUAUUUGGGAGACACACAUGACCGCUCCGGUCGGCUUCAUCAUGACGUUUAAAUUAUGAACCGUAAAAUUAGUUUGAAAGGGAAUAACCUUUGAAUGAUUUUAAAUGUUGAUUAUACCACAUGCUUAAAACACAAUUUUCUGUUUCUAAUAAAAAACUAAAAUAAGAACGUAA